Cryptococcus deneoformans JEC21 is the source of this 852-nucleotide messenger RNA. Its product is annotated as expressed protein. The transcript is spliced from 4 exons. The record is from RefSeq and is a predicted model, not a curated record. Lineage: Eukaryota; Fungi; Basidiomycota; Tremellomycetes; Tremellales; Cryptococcaceae. Bases 70 to 666 code for a protein of 198 amino acids.
CUUAUUGCUUUCUCACAACAUCACUCCAACCAGCCAAUAAACACAACAACUACUCUGACGCCUGCCAUCAUGACUAGGACUGAGCGCAACCAAUACCCCGCUGCCGUCCUCAAGGACCGUCAUUCCCGCACUGGUCUCGACAAGACCCAGUGGAACCACAAGAACGGCGAUGGCGCCCAUAACUGGGGAUCUACCGCCCGUAAAGGCGAUGACGAAGCUUCCGGCCGUCUUGACGGUGAGGCCGAGGCUGAAGCCGCUCUAGACGAACUCCCGUCUUCCGACGUUUUUGACCUCGAUGAAGAGAUCAAUGAUCCUGUCGGUGCGAUGCCUGUCACCGACUCUGGCAAUGACUUUAAGCCGAUGGACCUUGGCAAAAGAGGGAGUAUCCAGGGCCAGAGUAAUAUUGCUACCAGCCCCACCGAUAGUAUGAGCAGCCUUGACUCUGGCGACAGGCCUGGGAUGGGGAGGAGGAUGAGUGCGGUGAGUGAUGAAGAGAGAGAGAAGAUGAGGCUCUAUAGGGAGGGUGUCCUCCACAAGAAGCAGGGCGUCGACUUGGCCCACAUCGCUAGGUCCUCGCACGGUAUCGCCAUGUCGCCUCCCACCAACAGCUACCUCGGCCCUGUCAGCCCUUCCAACACCAGGUAUGGUUUCAAUUUUAACAAGUAAAAUGUUGUAUCAUUAUAUAUGUCGAGCCGGUACUCGACCCCACCAAUGUGCAUUUAGUCUUUUGAUGUUGUGUCCCCGCGCUCAGAAAAUGUUGAUUAGCCUUUAUAUCAGAAACCCUCACGUUGUAGGAUAGUCAGUCGCAGCAAUGCCGGAGCGUUUGUAGUAAAUGUGACCAGGAAAGAUUUA